AUGUCGACUCCAGGGAAGGGGGAGUCCUCUUCAAGGCCUCUGCCAGUGCCAAUGUCUUCCUCACCCGGAUCGUUUCGCGGGCGCACAGCUGGCAGUCCUGUACCCAGAGCAGCUUCAAUUGCCCGAUUAGCUUCUCCAGUCCCCUCGCACAACACAGUUGGCACGCCCCCAGUACGCCAAAUACCGACUCCGAAUCAAGUGGGAAUGAGUGCACAUCCAACAGGAAGUCUGACUCCUCUUGCUGGUCCCCCACCCCACUCUUCGAUACCCGGGCCAGGAGUCUCUGCACUCGCCGCCGCGUUGUCAAAUUCUUUCGGACAACCACCCCCAGCAUUUGGCACCCCUCCUCUUCGCCCAUUGUCUCCGAGCACCGCAGGUCACCAUAUACAAACUUCGGGCCCUCAGAGCAACUAUGGCUCGUUUGAUGCGAGAUCUCGGUCAGUUCAAGGUGCUCCGGGUUGGGCGGGUCCAAGUACAUUUGAAGACCCAGAGAUUGUGAAGCGACAUCUGGUGCAACCUUCCGAGACUUCGCAGGUAACUGAUGGGGCACUCGAUGGUGGUAUUUUUGGGCAAUCUAUGUCAUUCCGAGCAGGAUCUCUUGUAGGCAAGGCAAAGCAAGCUAUCGAGGAUGUCGCUCCGGGGCUAGAUGAUGACGAAUUUUCGAGCUUACGACUGCAGGGAGGAGACAUAACGAGGCCUAUAUAUAGGUGGACGGAGGAAGCACAACGCUCUCAGGGCCGGGGUCGAGGAAGGAGCCAGAGUUUUCAUAUUUCUCGACCGCAGCCGGAGAAUGAAGUCCUCGAUAUUGGGUCGAUAAAGGUGCCUGGUGGAUUCCGACGAAACUUCCUUCGACGGGCUGCAGCGAGUCCGUCUCCAGGAGCUAGAGAUACGGAGUUUGGUGCGGAAUACAGACAGCCGAAGAUGCUUACAAACAACUUUAUCGAAUUCUUAACGAUCUAUGGACAUUUUGCUGGUGAAGAGCUAGAAGAAGAUGACGAGGUGCUGGAGCCUGACGAGUACUUUUCUGAAUUUGCAGCUGAGGAUGAGGGAAGUGAAGGCGAGAGAGAACCCAUGGAGGACAGCGCGUUGCUCACACCUGGCCGGCGGAAACGAAAGCGCAAGGAUCGCCAUGUUAAGGGCAACAAUGGCUCUAUAGGAGCUGCCCUUUUGCUGUUGAAGUCUUUUGUCGGUACCGGAGUUUUAUUUUUGCCCAAGGCGUACCUCAAUGGAGGUAUGAUGUUCAGCAAUCUCGUCUUGCUGUUCGUUGCGGCCUUGAGUUAUUAUUGUUUCGUAUUGCUUGUCAAUACCAGACUAAGGGUCGAUGGGUCCUUCGGUGAUAUUGGUGGGAUUUUGUACGGGAACUGGAUGAGGACAACUAUUUUGUUCUCGAUCGUCAUCAGUCAGAUUGGUUUUGUGGCGGCCUACAUCGUCUUUACAUCCGAGAACUUGCAAGCUUUCAUCCUAGCCGUGUCUCACUGCAGCACUAAGAUCGAAGUCCCGUAUUUGAUUUUGAUGCAGAUGGUAAUAUUCUUACCGUUCUCGUUGAUGCGAGAUAUCAGCAAACUCGGGUUUACAGCUCUUAUUGCUGACGCUUUUAUCCUUAUCGGAUUGGCCUACCUUUACUACUACGACAUUCUCACGCUUGUACGGCAGCAUGGGGUCGCAGACAUCAUCAAUUUUAAUCAGAAAGAUUGGACGCUGUUUAUUGGGACAGCCAUUUUUACAUUCGAAGGCAUCGGCUUGAUUAUCCCCAUCCAAGAAUCUAUGAAGAACCCAAAGAAGUUCCCUCGAGUCAUGGGCGGAGUUAUGAUUAUCAUCACCGUUGUGUUCAUCUCCAUGGGAGCGUUGUCAUAUGCAGCUUACGGUUCCAAGACCGAGACAGUUGUCAUUCUCAACCUCCCCCAAGACGACAAGCUUGUCAACGGCGUACAAUUCCUUUACUCGCUUGCCAUCCUCCUCUCAACACCGCUGCAGAUCUUCCCAGCGAUCAGAAUCACGGAGAACGAGCUUUUCACUCGAAGCGGGAAAUACAACCCCUAUAUCAAGUGGCAAAAGAACGUCUUCCGCUUUUUCGUCGUCAUGCUUUGCGCUUCGAUCGCCUGGUUUGGAGCAAAUGAUCUAGACAAGUUCGUUGCAUUGGUAGGCAGUUUUGCCUGCGUGCCCCUUGUGUAUAUCUAUCCUCCGAUGCUCCAUUUCAAAGGUGUUGCAAAGACGCGAGUCCGUAAAACCGCUGAUGUUCUCCUCUGUAUCUUUGGCCUGACAGUCAUGGUUUACACCACAGCCCUGACCGUUAUGAGCUGGGCGAAGGGUGGGGGAGAACCGGGGUUGCCGAGUUAUUGUGAUAAGAAGAAACUGGGGCUUAUCCCUUAG
Hyaloscypha bicolor E is the source of this 2370-nucleotide messenger RNA. RefSeq names its product vacuolar amino acid transporter 3. Gene Ontology annotation, molecular function: amino acid transmembrane transporter activity. Bases 1 to 2370 code for a protein of 789 amino acids. Gene Ontology annotation, biological process: amino acid transmembrane transport. The record is from RefSeq and is a predicted model, not a curated record. The transcript has 2 exons. Lineage: Eukaryota; Fungi; Ascomycota; Leotiomycetes; Helotiales; Hyaloscyphaceae.